AUGCUUAUUGAUGCUCCCCCCCCUCUUUUUCUACAGCAAUUUGGAAAGAUCCUUGACGUAGAGAUCAUAUUCAACGAGAGAGGAUCGAAGGUAGUACACAUCAAAAUACCAAACCUGUUCAUUUUAACUUACAUUACAUAAUACUCUGCACAGAAUUGACAUAGCUUACACAUAUUUCUUCAUCUCCCUUAUCCCCCUCUCUUAUAUUCCAACCCUCUCAUUUUCUCUCCAUCCCCAACCCCAUUCCCUCUCUAGGGUUUUGGCUUUGUGACGUUUGAGACGAGCGCGGAUGCAGAGAAGGCCAGAGCCGCUCUCCACGGAACUCUGGUGGAAGGACGCAAGGUUGAGGUAAUUUACCCUCCAAGAACGGUGGCCAUUUGGUUUUUCGUCUUUGUCCCAUGUUCAGCAGUGAAAUGAAGUCUGGUUGGCUUAGUAUGCUCCUCCAUCUCCAGUUGAACUGUCUCAAGUGGUUUCGGGAAUUCUGUUUGUGUUAUAAUAACCCCCUUCUAGCAUGGUGCUGUGGUGCCUCACAGAAAGAUCAAUGCGCACUAUGUCUUGGUUUUACAUCACUUCCUGUUUCGUGCACUGUCCAUUUGCACGUUUUGAUCUUCAGCUUUAUGGGUCUGCCUGGAUUGCAAAGCAUGCUGGGUGGUUUGGCAACAAAAUGAUCUGGGAACAGUGUUUUACGUGACACCUUUACACACACUGUGCCUCUGAACGCUGCUUAUGACACAGCAUGCGAGAGGGCAUAUCUUGUUUUCUCUGCUGCACCCCUUCUUCUUAUCAAUCACCACCAUCACUUCCACGAUCAGAAGCCGGGGUUUAUUGGUGUUCACUAUUUUAGACAGGACAUUCUCCCUCUCCUCUCUUCCUUAUUUUCUUCUGACAAACAACCAUGCUUGCUUGUGUUUGUGAGAGAUUCUCUUGCAUGGGCUACCAAUCGUGUUUCAGAAGACCGGUCAGGUGAUGUGAUGUCAUAAAAGAUGGCCGCCUUUUCUUUCCCCUACAUUCAGAUGCCUGUGUGCUUGAUUGUGAGUCAGUGCACAGUAUUGAAGUAGUUUGAUUACGUUGCUGUAUGUUGACAUUGCUGCAUGCAUUAGGUGUUGGCAGGUGCAGAUAUUGGAAUGAGGCUGCCAUAAGGGAGUGUGGUGGUGAAGUGUUUGAUCUGCUGUUUUUAGAUUCACUAUUGAUUUUGGGUCUAUAUAUCAGUUAUUAAAUAAAGGCAACCCACACUAAUGCUCACCCACACCUCAUACCCUCACUUGCAUCCCCUAUUUCUAAGAGUAAUACCUGGUUUGAUGGGAAUGAGUUUCGCUGCGAUGCCUCAAUGUUUCUCUUUGUCAGCAUGACUUGGAAGAUCUUGGAAGAAAAACACCUCAUGCUCUGCCAUCGCUUUGGCUCUUGGUUUUCUUGGUUUUAGAGCCAUGCUUUAUUGUGAGCUCUUCUGCAUGUUCUCAACUGUUAUGCACUCCUCUGUUGUGUGAAUGAGGGCGUAAGCAUGUGGGUGUGAGUGAGAAAGAGAAAUACGGGGGAAGAGGCGGAGAGAGAGUCGGAGAGAGUGAAGAGGGAUGAUGAUACGGCUGUCUUCCCCUCCUUUUCCUUUUCCUCCAUCUCUUUCUCCACUCUUUCUCUAUCUUCAUGCCAGUCGGUCUGUCUAUCCUUGUUUGUCUCUCUCACCUUAUCAACCUGUGUUUGUUUGACCCUCCACAGCUGUCCAUAUUAGGCUUGGGCGGUAUCCAGAUUUUCAUACCGUUCUUCUGCCAUCCCAGGAUUUACGGGAUUACCGGCAUAGCACACAAGGGGCGCUAAAAAUGCAAAAAAGCCUGUUGGGUGUCUAUUACUAGAAUGCUAACCAAAUAAGCAUAAGUAAUAGCGAAAACAUAGAUGCUGUUCGCUAAAUGCUAACGAGCGAAAACGAACAAACGAAUUGCAAAGACAGGCAAAUCCAACUCAUAAAGUUAUACAAUCAUAGCUAGUAGCUACCGAAUGUCAUUUUCGGUGAGUGUGGACAUGUACAAGCGAAGGUGAACGAGAGAAAUUAUGCAAAUGAACAAAGUUGUGAUGCAUGCUUUUCUGAAAGAUCAGCAUGUGUACACCGAGCAAAGGGGAGAAGAACAGAGGGGAAAAUAAAUGCUAGUAGGAAGCACAGGGGAAAAUGGCAGCUGUACAGAUAACUAACCAAGAGCUCUUUGACUUCUCAAACGCAGCAGAAAGACGUUUAUAAGAUAUUCGAUGGCAAACAUUUAGUAGUGAAUUGUGUAACUUCAUUACUUCAUGUGUGCUGCAAAACAGAGACUCGGCGAUAGAUAUAGAACGCUAUGGACUCCGCUUUCUCCCGUUGUGCUAUUUACAGACAAACAUUUGACUGGCUCAACUGUUCUGGGGAACUACGGUAAACUUCAGAAUGUAAAAUAAUUUGACCGGUGAAAUGAAGAACGCAAUCUGCUUUAUCUCCUAACGUAUUGCACAAGUUGACUGCAGGUAUUAACUUAAAAAGUAGCUACAAAUAUUCACAUUUAUUGAAAAACUUCAAAUAAAUAGUUUUGAAGGUAUUGGAAAAUCAUCCCUUGGCUUUUUCCAAAUACCCCAGUAUACGGUAUAUAUGGUAUACCGCCCAAGCCUAGUCCAUAUACCGCUCUCUCUGUCCGUCCAUUCUCCUUUUUAAGUGUACUCCAAAAUAGUAUUUAGUUAUGUGCAGUGUUGCGGUCGUUAUUUAAAAAAAGUAAUAGAUGACCUAUUCUUUCAGCAUUAAUUAGUUAAUUUACUUAUUACUCCCUGGGAAAAGUAAUUAGUUACACUACUCUUUACUUUUGCGUUACACCACAGAUGGUUGCGCAACCUCACUCAAUGUAAACAAUGUCAAAGUUACGCUACAUAGGCCUAUGCACCAACACAAUUAGCCGAAUAAUGACAGACACAAAAUCUACCAUGGAUAAGGGCAGCAUUUCCUCUACUACAAGCUUGCUCAGCUCUCCCUGGGUUACAGCCUGUCCUCCUGAACGAUUGGAAUCAAACCUUGGAUGUUUGGAUGAGGUAGGCCCACAGUCAUCUUCAGCAGCAGUGGAGAGGUGUUUCUCACCUGGGCGCAGUGUACAUUUUUACAGUGUUAUUCUUGUCACUUUGUCCUUCCAAACCAAAGUAAUGGGAGUACUUCCACGCUGGGAAAGUACAUGUUUUAGAAGCGUCUGCCGUUUUUCCAUCUCCCUUAAGCAGUUAGUAGUAGAGUGUGCAUGCAUAAACAGGAACUUGGUGAGAGGACGAAAACAAUUAGAAUCGGGGACGUUUUAUUUUAUAUUGCGCCAACAGAGGGAAUAAUAAUCACAUGUAUUUGGAUCAAUAACUGUAAUAGGAAGGGAAUGAUAACAGAAGUAACUGUAAUAUUAUUACUCAAAUUUGAACAGUAACUCCAUUAUAUUACUCGUUACCACAAAAAGUAUUAUUAUUACUGUAGCACGUUACUUUGUAACGCGUUACCCCCAACACUGGUUAUGUGUUGAUAAGUUCUUAGAAUAUCAGUGAAAGCUGGGCGGUGACUUCUCCCUGACCCAUAGGCUUCUAGAUUGAUCCCUCAACUGUCCCUCUCCGUCUCCCAUGUGUAUGGCUGUAUCUGCUCAUAUGAAUUGGGUAUUUGUAGUAGUUGCAUCAAUAGAGGUCAGCUUUAUGUCAAAAGGCGACCAAUCACCUGUGUCUUCCUGUUGACUCAGGACCUAUCUCAUGACAUCACUUCCUCUGUAUACCUCAGGAUGGGGGUGGUUGCUUUUCAUCACCUCAUUGGUUGUUUUGGUUUUGGUUAAUUUCUUAUUAUAUUUUCUCUAUUUCCCCCUGAUGAUUUCUGUGUUGUUGUCAGUCUCCACGGUAACCGCUCGCGUGUCCUCACACCGUUUCCCCAGCAAUGGUAAGUUGUGUACACAUGGCAUCAUUUUUUAAUGUCCCCCCCCCCCCCCCAUCCGCCAAAUAAAGAUAAAGUGCACCCUAUACACACAAAAAAAAAUACAAUAAAAGAGUCCUUGACCCGGCAGGGUUUGAUCGAAAGGAUCUGAUUGGCUAAUCCUGUGAUUGAUUGUGGAGCUGGCAAAUAAAAUGCUGAUUAGAUUAGAAAACCAAUGGCAUUUGACCGCAUGGCCUUCCAGCCUCUUUAUCUAACAUUAAGAUAACCUGAUAUAAAAUGCAUCUGUAAGCGCACUAUAACUACCACUUUAUGCAUUAAUUCCAUUCACCACUCUAACUGCAUUCAAACAUUAAUUCUAGCGCUAUUUACUUCCUGCAUGGUUGACUAUGUCUCUUGUCAUCUGUAUCAUAUAGUGCCACUGUCAUCUCUAUGUUAUGUAUUAGCUACCUUUCUUUAGUGAAUACCAAACGGUAGAUUCCUUUGAUUCAAUUUGUUUGGUACAUUAGUAGUGGAUUGGCAUGAUAAAGCAUGAAUGCGAUGUUGUAGAAUAGAAGUCAGUCUUGGUAACUAGACAGUAGGUUUUGUGCGCUGGCUGUAGUUGUCACUGUAGAAGGCCUAAUGGCAGAGAGUAGUCUAUUUUUCACAUUAAAAAGAAGGUCAAAUGACUUUGUACAAGCUAAGGAUAUGCAACUGAUGUACAGUACAUCAAACUAGUGACCAAUGGAGACCACCGCUAGAGAGAAGAUAAUCUUGAAACCAUCAUCAGUACCACGUCUGACUCUCAAUAGGAUUUUAUUGAAUUGGAUGGUGUGCCCAGACUUGUUUUUUUUUUGUAGUGGUUUGGUUUUGGAUGGUGUGUGAUGGUGGUGUCUGCUUCUAGUUAUUUGUAGUGUGACACUGAAUUGCAAUGCCUGAAAGUGUUUCACGUCAUGGUUUGAUUUGUUUUUUUGAGGAAUGACAUUUGCAUCCCCAUAUCCUCUCUCUCUCUUUAUUCUGUCCUCUCUCUGUCUCAUCCCUCUCUCUAUCCCAGCUCAUGUAUUGGAUCUUUUAUAUCUAGGCAAACGGUCAGACGUUUUUUCUUUGUUUUGAUUAGUUUGUUCCGCAUCUUGGUAUUCGUUUUUUUGUUCAUGAAAAAAAGGAUUGCACAUGUGGAUGAAUUUCUCUCUCUCUCUCUCUCUCUCUCUCUCUCUCUCUAUCUAUCAUUUAUGUGUUCCCAUGUCUUUUAAUGUGGACUGGCUAUUCUUCCUGCAUCCCACUCUCUUUUUCUCUCCUCCCCCUCUCUCUGUAUGAUGUGUGUGACUUGAUUGGGAAGGCUGCCAGAAUGUUUUGAUUGGUCUAUAUAUGCUGCAUCUGAUGCUUGCUGAUUGGCUGGUUUUGCUCACCUUCUGGUCAUGUGAUGCGCUCUUGAUUGACUGGCUGCGUGUAAUCUGUGUAUGACCUGUUCAAGUGAUGAAACGUUUUGCAUCGUGUUCAACAGAAGCUUACUUCACCCUCUUUUCCCUCUUUUUAAAGGUAGCAAUGCCUGUAAUGGUCUUGGAUUUCUUUUGAAUGCCUUAAUCUGAAAUGUUUUAAAUUUUUGUUUUGUGUCAAUGGUUAAAUUAUUGUAUGUGCAAAGCUGCCUGUGAAUACUCACACAUUCCUUGUUUUUUUCCUUCAAAGGAACGCAUGUAUCAAUCAAUUACCAUCACUUUACAUCAGAACAAUUAACCUCUUAUCCAAGUGUAAACACUACUGUCACUUUAUUCAAUUCAUACGACUCACACAGUAGCAGAUAAAUGUUGACAAGUACAAACUUAGGUUUUCUAGUGAUCUCAAUGUAUUUGCGUUGGUUACAUAUGUAUUAAUAAUCUGUGUUAGUAAUGUCAUAGCCAGUUCUAUAAAGUGUAUUUAGGCACUCAUAUUUCAAAUAUCUAGGGCCUAUUUGUUCUGGUAGUACUGAAGGUUAUGUUGGUGUCUGUAUUGUGGGGUUUGGGCAUAGAAAUAGAAUGAAUAGAAUGGGUGUCCCCAUUCAAGUCAGUGAUGGCAUAAUGGGUGGACUGGCAGCCAUUGUGAGUGUACCAAUAGGACCAAAGCAGGAAGUAAAAGCAGGAAGUGUACCCAUCAGUCUGUGCUGUUUUUGUUUUUCUUGUUGUUUUUUUACUCCACUGACAUUACAAAAAAGACAGUACAUUCCAUUGCAUGAGCCACAUUACGACAUCAGUUAGCAUUAUUUGAAUACCAGGCAACCAUUGUGAGUGUACCCAUGAGUUUAACAGUCAAAUUUCCAGGGUUAGAGGUUCCAAGCCUGUUCUAUUCAUUCUAUUUAUAUGGGUUUGGGUAUACAGGAGGAGCCCAUGUUUGUGCAUGGAGCAGGCGUGUGUUUGUCCCUCUGGUCCGGUGUGACCCCUCGUCGUGUUGUCUUGACCUCUGACCUCUCUCUGACACCCAGGUCAACAACGCCACAGCCAGGGUGAUGACCAAUAAAAAAAUGGUCACCCCAUAUUCUAAUGGAGGAGAGGGGCUCGCCGCUCUACCUUAUGGUAAAGAUAAUACUACUGGUUAAACUGCUAAAUAUGACCAAUAUCCUGCUGAAUGAUAACUUUUCUGCUUGUUAUACAUUAGCAGCAAUGUAGUUACUGUGUAAUAACUACAUCAGUGUAGUUGCAUAGUAUCUGUUUAACUUGUUGAGUUGAGCUGUUGUGUGACUCAUAUUUCUUAUCCUCUUUUUCCUCUAAUUUACUUUAGGGCUACUAAAUGCCAACUCCCCUACAGCCGGGUGGAAGUUAAGUCCAAUGGUUGGAGCCAUGUACAGUCCAGAGCUCUAUACAGGUGAGAUGCUAACAUUGUUAGACUAAUUUCAUCAACACAGCUGAUGCCAUGAGAUGCCAGGUUUUGCAAAUGUAUUACAAAUCAAAAACAAAAAUACCUUAUUUACAUAAGUAUUCAGACCCUUUGAUAUGAGACUCGAAAUUGAGCUUGGGUGCAUCCUGUUUCCAUUGAUCAUCCUUGAGAUGUUUCUACAACUUGAUUGGAGUCCACCUGUGGCAAAUUCAAUUGAUUGGACAUGUUUUGGAAAGGCACACACCUGUCCAUAUAAGGUCCCACAGUUGACAGUGGAUGUCAGAGCAAAAACUAAGCCAUGAGGUCGACGGAAUUGUCAGUAGAGCUCCGAGACAGGAUUGUGUCGAGGCACAGAUCUGGGGAAGGGUACCAAAAAAUGUCUGCAGCAUUGAAGGUCCCCAAGAACACAGUGGCCUCCAUCAUUCUUAACUGGAAGAAGUUUGGAAGCACCAAGACUCUUCCUAGAGCUGGCCGCCCGGCCAAACUGAGCAAUCAGGCGAGAAGGGCCUUGGACAGGGAGGUGACCAAGAACCCAAUGGUCACUCUGACAGAGCUCUAGAGUUCCUCUGUGGAGAUGGGAGAACCUUCCAGAAGGACAACCAUCUCUGCAGCGCUCUACCAAUCAGGCCAUUAUGGUAGAGUGGCCAGACGGAAGCCACUCCUCAGUAAAAGGCACAUGACAGCCCGCUUGGAGUUUGCCAAAAGGCACCUGAAGACUCUCAGACCAUGAGAAACAAGAUUCUCUGGUCUGAUGAAACCAAGAUUGAGCUCUUUGGCCUGAAUGCCAAGCGUCACGUCUGGAGGAAACCUGACACCAUCCCUACGGUGAAGCAUGGUGGUGGCAGCAUCAUGCUGUGGGGAUGUUUUUCAGUGGCAGGGACUGGGAGACUAGAACCCAAUCGAACAUCUCUGGAGAGACCUGAAAAUAGCUGUGCAGCAACGCUCCACAUCCAACCUGACAGAGUUUGAGAGGAUCUGCACAGAAGAAUGGGAGAAACUCCCCAAAUACAGGUGUGCCAAGCUUGUAGCGUCAUACCCAAGAAGACUUGAUGCUGUAACCGCUGACAGAGGUGCUUCAACAAAGUACUGAGUAAAGGGUCUGAAUACUUAUGUAAAUGUCAUAUUUCAGUUUUUCUGAAAAUUUCUAAACAUUUCUAAAAACCUGUUUUUGCUUUGUCAUUAUGGGGUAUUGAUUUUAGAAUAAGGCUGUAACGUAACAAAAUGUGGAAAAAGUCAAGGGGUCCUCAUUCAAGUCCUCAUUUCAUCAGUAUAGGUGAAAUGCUAACAUUGUUAGCUUAAGUCCUCAUUUCAUCAGUAUAGGUGAAAUGCUAACAUUGUUAGCUUAAGUCCUCAUUUCAUCAGUAUAGGAGAUGGGUGAGAUGCUAACAUGACUAGCUUUAGCCCAUAUGUAUUCCGUUAUAUUAGGACACUUCACCCCACAAUGGAACUCAAUCAAAAUUGCCUGUUUCCCUUUUCAGUAGACUAACUGUUUGUUCUUUUUUGCCUCUCUCUGAUUUCUCUGGCCUGUCUCUAUCAGUCCCUGGUUUCCCGUACCCUGCGGCGGCUGCACAGGCUGCCACAGCGGCAGCGACCUUUAGGGGCGCCCACCUCCGGGGUCGUGGCCGGCCGGUCUACAGUGCUGUCAGGGCAACCCUACCCCAGCAAGCUAUACCCACAUACCCAGGGUAGGUGUUACUCAAUUAAACACACACACACUUUUGCUGCAUGGUGUGAUAUAACAAAUCCACUUGAAUUAAUUGUGUUAGUUUGGUGCUGCACUGAAAUACCAUUUCUUUGUAUCAACAUUAGAUAAUAUUGCUGUCUACAGCGCAGUGGUCACAAGCACUCCAGUACGACUUGUAGGGCUACGUUUGGCCAAACAAGAGAAGUGGUAUUUUAUCUUGCAUGUUUCACGUGUGUGUAUUAAUCUCUCACCUCUUUUUCUCUCUCUUUUCUCUCUUUCAUACUCCCUUUUUUCGCUCCUCCUCACUUUUAUUUCCUUCCACUCCUCAAUCACCAUCCAUCCCUUCUCUUCUAUCCGUCUCUUUUUCUUGUCUUUCCUCCUCCUCCUCCUCCUCCUCCUCCUCCUCCUCCUCCUCUCUCUCAGCAUGAUGUAUCAGGAAGGGUUUUACGGUGCAGCAGACAUCUAUGUAAGUAUACCUCUCUCCUCCGCUCUUUCUCUCUCAUUCUCUCCUUUCCCCCCCUCCGUCUGAGGAGAGUUUAAGUGUGUGUGUGUGUGCAUGGACCAAAUCCACAGAGCUGUGUAUAUGUGGGUGAUGUAGUAAACUUGACAAUUUAACACACAUUUUUAAAAUCAUUUUAUUAAUUACAUUAUUUUAAUUAGACAGAUCUAUAAUAGCUGUUACACAUUUAGUUCUUGAUGAAUCAUAUUGCUAUAUGAAGCGGUGCAUGCCAUGUGGAACAUCCAAUCUUCCAGGAUCUACACUACACACCCUCAUAAAAGUUCUAUACAUUCAUGAAUAGACUGCUCUAUGCGUCGUUUGCCUGCGUGUGGAGUGUGAUCGUGUACCUGUGUGUGUGGUACCAGGUUGACCAUAGCUGUUCUCUGUUCUCUCUGUAGAAUAGUGUUUCAGGACAUUAGUGGCAGAUUGCCCCAGGUAGGGUCCCAUCACCACGUCACUGUGUGAUCAGCCAGUGUGCAUCCAUCCUAUUACUCUGCGUUCCACUGACUGACUUGCUGCUACUGGUGUUUUAUUGACCAUCCCAGAUUGAAAUGCCUCUUUUUAUUUCUGUUUCUAUUACUAACUCACUGGAUUCUGACAUGGGUGGAGUUGCAGAACGUGGGAGAAAGGGAAUUGUUAUAACAUGAAUGACAAUAUUACCUUUAAAAAAUUUUUUACAUAACAUGAUGGAUAUGGAUAUGUUCAGUUUUUAAAAAGAAAUAGUACAAUAAUAUAUAUAUCUAUGUACACAGAUAAAAAGAAUAUAGGAUUUUGCUACGAUGCUUAUGCAGGCUUUAUAAAGGCUUUAUAACAGCCACCCUUAGCUUUGAAAUAUAGCCAAAAUGAGAGGUACACUUUGACAGUUAUGGCUGACAUGGUUUCUGAAAGUUGAGACUGAGUAGCUUAAAGACAGUUUACAGAGGAUCUCCAGGAUCUGAGGAUCAAUGCAGGCCCACAGACUCUCAGGGACAUGGGAUAUUCAUCUUAAUCAGUCAUUCUGACCCCUUCCCAGUAUCUCCCUAUAUCAGUUCCACCUGUGGCAUGCUAACUGAAUCAAUGUUGGCAUGCAGACACACUUAUACCCCUCUCCCCUCCUCUUCCCCCUUCUCCUCCUCUCCCCUCCUUCCCCUCCUCUCCCCCUUCCCUUUCCACUCUCUCUAUAUCCUCCUCUUCCUAACCCUCCCCUCCAGCAGAUGUGUGUGUUACUGAAUACUGGGACUUGGUCCUGUACUGAUCUGUAGGGUAGAAUGCAGUGGUGUGUUGCCUAGGAGAUGACCUCCUCUGUUUUGAGUUUGGGUUGCAUGCUGUCCAGCGUCAGUGAUUGGUUGUGGCCAUGCGAGUGUGUAUGUGUCCCCUCCCCCUUAAUCGGAUUGGCUGACCGUCUUCUGUGUGUUCAUCAUCCGUUUUUCCACAUUAAAGGAAUAAUGAUCCCGAUCAUCUGUUUAUUCAUCCCCCUUUUCUUUAAUGGUGUGUUUUCGAUGGGAAGGAGGGGAUUUCACACCUGAGGUUAUGCACACUUUCGCCCAUCUUUCUCUCCCUCCAUGUCAAACAAAACAUAAAUGAUCAGAUGAAUUGAAUGAAGAAAAGUUUCAGCACACUGAUGCAGGGCCUAUGUCAUGGCCACAAACCCAGGCUCUAGAGUGUUUUGUUUGUCAUGGAGGGAGACCAACACAGGGAAAAGGCCUCCGCUACAUUCUCUGAAUGCCAUGUUGCACCAGAUUACCUGUUGUUGCUGCUUGUGUUAGUCUCUCUUUUUCUGCUGUUAUAAAGUAACAUAACUUCACUAUCAUUCAUUCCUGGGCUAUAGUAUGAGGAAGUUAAUAAAAUCCACUAACAACCGUGUUCUGUCUGUCUCUCUCUCUCUCCCUCUCUCUCUCCCUCUCUCGGUCACUUCUUUAGGGUGGCUAUGCUGCGUAUCGCUAUGCUCAGCCGACUGCAGUAGCCAGUCCUGCAGGAGCAGCAGCUGCCGCAGCAGCUGCCUACAGUGAUGGGUGAGUGAUAGACACAAUAUAUUACACGAAAUAAAGCAGUAGCUCACCGUACUAUGACUACAUAUAGAUAACAGAUAUUAACAUAUUCAAAUUAAAAGUAGUGGGCCUACUUCACUUUCUAUUUUGGAACACGUUUGGUUGCAUAUUUAUGGAUUUGUAAUGUACUAAUCUCUGCUCUCCAGCUACGGACGGGUGUACACGACAGACCCCUACCACGCUGCACUAAACCCUGCCACAGCUGCAGCCUACGGUGUGGGAGCUAUGGUAAGAACGAUUGUCUAUUUACAUUACAAUCCACAGGAAAGUAAAGAUCAUAGAAUUAGAAUGUCCAUUCUAGUAAUUCUAAUUCUAUGGUAAAGAUCUAGCCAUUCACUAACUGCCAUCUUACCUCCUCUCCUCUGUCUCUACCAGGCCACACUGUACAGGGGAGGCUACAGUAGAUUUGCACCCUACUAAAGAGAACUACAUUUCCCAGGAGCUCUCUCAUCCUGUUUGAACAAUCUCUAAAAGAGCUCCCUCUGCUGUCCAGGACGGGGAUUGCAACAUGUUGACGGAAGUUUGUAGCCUACCAUGGAAAGUUUAUAUUUCAAAACCUCCCCAAAAUCUCCUGCUGUCCACUCUUUUUAGCUUCAAACAAAAAUAGGAAUGCUGUUUUAAAGACUGGUGGAAAGCCUUGACAAAGGAAAAAAAAAAAGAGGAAAAAAUACGAACUUGUUUUUGAAUCCAAAUGGCCGCUUGUUUCCAUUGCACGGCUGUAUUAUAGUCCCCCUGUGUCUCCCUCUCGACACUCUCAGCAGCACAAGACACAGAAUGGUCGCCCCCAGCUAGCAUACCUCCAGAACCUAUCAUGUAACUGGUGCACGGACAGAUAACUGAACACUGAGACAAACCCCCGACCACACGUAUAUCAGCCAAGGUGUAAUGUGACAUGUACUGUACACAAUUCAUACAUCAAGAAUGGAGGUGGAGCCUAGUUAUGGAAGACAGAACUGUGACUGCCAGUGUCUGCCUGUCUGUGGAGUCUGAACGAGCGAGAAACCACAGCAACCGAGCACCAAAAUCAUUUUGGAACUGAAAGACAAGUUGCAAACAAAAUGGAGGAUCUGACUCCAUGUUUCCUCUUGUGGGGUGAAGGAGAAUGAGAGAGGAAAUUACAUCAUCAUUGUAGAGAGAGAGAGAGGGAUGGACUGAUGUUUUUUGUAACACUAUUAGAAAUUACUCACUUCAAACUGAGCAGUAAAAGGAUUAUCAUAGCUGUACCUUACCUCAAAGUUUUCUUAGUCCGUGAAAAUGGUGAACCGUAAAAAAUUUAAUUGUUACAAUUAUGCAAAUAAAUUAGUUAGAGAGAGGAAAAAAGUUACCAAAUUAUUAUUAUUAUUGCUGAUUUAUAGCGUUGUCUUUAUUGCCUUAUUAUUGUUAGUUUCAGUGGUUCUCUGAGCACACCUCUACAUACAUUUUCCACUUCCCUAGAAACGAGGUCUAGGGGCUACGACUACAGUGUAGAUAUCUGUAAGCCAUUCACUACAGUGGGCAACACUACACGUCCCCUCUACAGAACACUUUAUUACACCAAACUAAACUUCCAGUGCACAACAUCAUAUUCUUACAAUACUUCACGCUAUACACAAAUCACUCAGAACUAUAUAAUAUUUCAUCACUAUUAUAGAGGUACAGGCUAGCUUUUUAUUGCAUUGUCAAUGUUAGGCUUAGGCAGUUACGUCACAAUGAUAUCAUUGAAACAAUCAGAACCUAGUGUCCUAGAAUUAACUUAUUCAGUUAUAUUUCUUUGAAAAGUUAUGAUAGAGAUUUAUUAUUUGGCUAUAUGAUUGAUUUCCCUGACUUGUUCUGUCUUUUAGAAGAGCAGGUAAACAUCAAGUACAGUCUUCCUGAGAAUAGCUACGUUGGUAAUAGAUAGUGAGAUUCUGUCAACAGGCGCUGAAAGAGGGGACACCAUCAAUAUGAAAAAUAUUUAAUGCAAAAUACCAUACUAUUGUGCAUAUUUCUAUAUCCUUAUAUCUAUUUCCAAAUGUGGUUGUUUUUGCCUUUUUUUUUUUGUUCCAAAGAUUUGUAGAAAGCACACUUAGUAAUGUGGAUGAUAAAUAUAUUAUCGUUAUUGUGGUUAUUAUUAUAAGUGCUGUCUUUUUAUUUGUUGCAUUAGCUCUUGUUAUAUUUUUUCUAUUUCUAAAUGUUGUAGUUCCCCCUAAAGUAAGGUGACAUGUUCAUUUCCUCCAUCAAAAAGAUUUGUUAAAAUCUGAUAUUUUUUCCUCCUGUGUUGUUUUCUUGGACAGAGGGGAAUGGACUCUUUUUAGUAGUUUCAAAGAGGGAGGGAACCAUAGAGGUAUGCCACUAUGACAUCGGCCUAUCUAGUGUUCUUUAUCUAUGGAGCGAACAACCAGGGAACGCAUGUAAAACUAAACUACCAAACUCAUUUUCUCAAUGGAAGAAACUGGACUUUUCGGUCCAGACUGAAAUAGGGUGAUGGGGUUGGCAAACAUUGGAUUGAGUUUUUCCACAAAAAAAUCGGGAAGGGCUGACAUUUUCGGGCCUCACAAUUUAUUCCAAGUCCAAAGUUUACAGUAGACAAGACUCCUUUGGAAUGAAUGGUGGCCUGACGAGCACUUCUUCUGACCUGGUGAAGAAACCUAGUCGCUCUGUUGUAGACAAAAAGGACUCCUAACAUUUCAGUGCUGAAAUUAGUCGGUUGAGGUUUAAAAUGGAUGUGAAGAGCGUAGCACUCAUGCUCUCUAGGUUAAAGGGCAUGCGGUUUUGAAUGAUCUAAGUAUACAAAAGGUUGUAAGUGUUAUCGUUUGGUUUGAACAAUGGUAAAUGUUUCAAAGCAGUUUUACAAAGAAAAUGUUAUGUGGGGCAUGAACUAAGUACUAUGAAACAAUAUUCAAAAUGCUGCAGUCAUUAUUUUGUAAUGUUUGCUCUAUUUUUCAUUUUAUCUUAAGUUUUCUGCCUGUGUGUACCACUUCUCAGUGUGAACUUAAUCUAAGACAUCAACAGGGGUCAAACUCUUCUUCUCUGGUCAUUUGACCUUAUAAUCAUGUAUUGCAAAAGUGGAUUGAAAUAUGAAUAACUGAAAAGAUACAGCCAAAUAUAGAUAUUUAUGCCCUAUUUCUAUGGUUGCCAAAUUAAGAAACGCAGAGCAAAGUGGAGAAAUGAUUGACAACCUAUUGAACCAAUCAAAACAUGGGCAACCAGCAUGAUGUCGUUCUCCAGGAAGUAGAGUUUGAGACCCCUGACCUAACUGUUUUGCAUGAUUUUUCUGUCUUUUGAGAUCAGACUGCAACAGCACUAGGUUGCAGUAGUCGUCGUCUUUUACCACUAAACCCCAUUGAGAAUGCUAGGCAGCUAGCCCUUUUUUACGCUAAUGAUGCUAGUGUAGCGAAGAAGAGCGCAGUGCUGUUUGUCUCAGGCCCAGUGAUCGGCAAAACAGAAUGGCAGCCGCAACGAGGCAAGAACGCCAUGGCUACGUUCUAAUUUCCAUACUUGCAUAUUACUUUGAAUUCAUACCUUGAUACAGUGCUUCAUACUAAGCAGUAUGCUUGUGUGGAUAUUGGAACAGAGCCAUGGCGUAGACGCAGUCCUUGUCAUGGUUUUCUUGUCCUUGUAUUAUAUUAUAGUGGUUCUUCUUAAUCGCUAUAGGUUUCCAAUGGAAGUGACUGUCCUCUUACGAAUCUCUUCCCCUCUGUCAUGUUUAUCCCUUGGCUGCCAUUAUGCUAUUUUGUUAUUGAUUGUCCAUAUAAAAUCUUUUAUAUAAAAUCUUUUGUGGUUUGUUACUUUCAUUUUGUUAUUUUGUUGUCCCGUGUUUUAAGAAUGUGUGUUUGAGUCGCUGGUGCUUUUAUUUUGUGUUAUUGAGGAAUCAAGAUAAGAAAUUAACAUUUUAGUUGAUAGCUUCUGACAAAGUAUUGCCAAAGUACCAGUAGAAGUAGCUGUUUUUCAAUUGGUUAUACUUCAGUUUGAUCCAAACACCCAUGUUCAUAUAAUUCCAAGAGGGUUCAUAUGUGAUUGACCAAGUAUUGAGUAUUCUACUCUGCAGGAUCAUGCAUUCUAUUGACACAUUGCAUGAGUGAUCAGCUCUCGAAUGAACAGUCGAAUUACACAAGACAUUGACAUUCACUGUAAAAAAAAAAAAAAAUGGAUUGAUUUAUUUUGUACAUAAAUAUAUAUUUCUGUAUAUAUAGAGUGCUUUCAAGGAGAGAGGGUGCAGGUAGAAAGAAAAAAAAAGGCAGGUGGGGGGAGACCAAACUAUCUUUGAGAUAUAAACAACGGUCAAUCGAACCCUCUUUAAAAAAUCUAGUCCAGCUUCUCUCUCAAGAAAUGCACCAUUGAAACUGUAGUAUUAGUUUCUAGAAGUAAGCAUCACUGCCAUUUAUUUAUUUACCUACCAGACUGCAUAAAGCAAAUGCACGUCACUAUAUAUGUAAUCUCCUUGAGUGUCAUUUGACUUCCGUUGUUAGGACAUUGCUUAGCUGGUCGUUUAUGUGAGAUUUCUACAGGAGGACAGUGGCAGGAGGAGGUUUGGUCAUAUGUGUCUUUUGUUUAAAGCUGGUGUGUGCAUAUUUUCCAAGUAUCACUGUGUGUGUGACUGCACCAAUUCUCUCAGGGUGAGUGCACCCUGGAAUGCCCGGCUCUUAAACAAUGAGCUGAUAUCAAAGUGGAAGUGCCUUGUACAAGAUGGCGUAACAAAACAACAAGUCAGUUCAGAGGAGUGCUGGAAUCCCUGACAGCAGGGUCCAGAAAGGAGGAGGUGAGGGGGAGUGAAGGAAAGAGAAGUGGAGGGGGGUGGUCGAGGGAAGGAAAGGAGGGGUAGGGGGUCUAAACAAUUCCAUAUUUCGCCAGGUCGCUGAGUUCCAUGUCACCGAAGGCUUCCCAUGGGCAGACCACUGUGAUGUCUGUGCCGAGACCCUCCAUGCCGGGGAUGUCGUCACCGAAUCUGGUGGGAGAGGAGGGAGGGAGAAGUUCCAUGAGCAAAAGGGAUAGAGACACAGCAGACAGACAGUGUUGUAGUUGUGUGGUGGUAAUGUAAAGUUGAAUUCGAGAGAAAGAUGUAUUAAAGUGUGUGUUGGUACGGUCUAAAAGGAGUUGCAUUUGAUAUGUAAGGAUGGAUGCUUGUUAUAUGUUAGUAGGCUUAUGUGCAAUUAGAGUUUUUGUUGUUGUAGAGUAGUAGUAGUUAUUUGUGUGUUCUGAGUUUCCAACUCACCCCUUCUGGCCAGGCUUGGGGGCCUUG
This is a messenger RNA of Coregonus sp. 'balchen', 16116 nucleotides long. The record is from the annotation of a GenBank genome assembly. Lineage: Eukaryota; Metazoa; Chordata; Actinopteri; Salmoniformes; Salmonidae.